AGGUGGGUCCAACGCUGCGCGCGCUGAGUGAUGCAGGGUACACCAUGGCGCAGUGGGUGGGGGAUCAUUUGCACCUAUCAGGAGACAGCAAGGGUGACUUCUUCCAAGACCACCGAACUGCCGAUCAUCUUCACAAGUUCGUGGAGUCUCACUUACCCGAUGCUGGUCCCAGCGUUGCGGCGCCAAAGGUUGGCAAACUUGAUGGCCAGAUGGAGAAGGUGCAGCCAGAGGUUCAGCCAGUGGUGGCAGCCGCGGCCGCGCCUCCAGAUACCGAGGCUUGGGGUGGAGGCCGGAUGGUGGAGUUCUUCGCGCAGAGCUGCCCCCAUUGUCAACAUUUGGAGCCUGUGUGGAAGGACGCCAGCAGCAAGUGGCUGGCGGAUCACCAGGAGGCCAACAACGUCAAGUGGGAACAGAAGGAGUGCUACGGGGGGGACUGGGGCGAGGGGAAGGACCACGACGAGUGCAUGAAGGAAGGCAUCCACAGCUUCCCCACCAUCAGGUUUUACAGUAAGUCUGGCAACAAGUUCGCCAAUUUUACGGAGGAGCGUAGCCCGGAGAGGUUGUUGGGGUUCGCCGCCUCCCACAGCGCAGCGCCCGAGCGGGUGGCCCCGCUGGAGGAGACUCGGGGGGUGGCUGCGGCUUCCGCGCCCAUGGCCGCGGUGCCUCCCGCCGGGGUGAAGGUGGUGGAGUACGUGGCAAAGAGCUGUCCCCACUGCCAACACAUGGAGCCAGUGUGGAAGCAGCUACAGUCCAAGAAGGAUGUCUUGUGGGAGCAGAAGGAGUGCUUCGCCGAGGGCUGGGCUCCUGGCAAAGACUUGGAGG
Effrenium voratum is the source of this 822-nucleotide messenger RNA. NCBI's taxonomy places the organism in Eukaryota, Dinophyceae, Suessiales, Symbiodiniaceae. The record is from the annotation of a GenBank genome assembly.